GAUUCCACCCAAGCAAGGAGGCUCGUGCUCUGUCCUGCAGGCACAUGGGCAAAGGAAUUGGACUCCAGGACUGAUCAUCCCAGGAGCUGCUGAGGAUGUUGUCCAGCCUGGACCAAACCUGCUCCCUCUGAAGCCAGUGGGAUUGUUAACUCACUACUGGUGCAGCUACAUAAAUCUAAGUGCCCGUGGUUAGUGCUCAGCUGCAGGACCAACAUCUAGUGAGAGAUUAGCUCAGAGAGAGGGGGAAAAACAAUUCCAAAGCAGUCAAGAUCUUAAUCCCAGCAGUGAAAAGAUGGAAGAAGUUUCCAAACAACCACAUAGCUGCAAAGUGUUAGUAGUUCUGCCGCAGACAUGGCUUUGACCUCCAGCUCUCACCCCAGGACACACCAUCUGCUGAAGGGUUUGAGGUGGUUCUCCCAGCCAGGAUGAAGCAGCCUGUCCCAGUGCUUGGAGCAGGGCAGGGCUCGCCCUCAGGGACGCAGACUUUGUGCAGGUCCUUUAACACCAAAACUCUGGAAUUAGGUAAAAAAUCUCACCUUGGGAUUUUUGGAUACGAGCCUAAACUCCAAACCCCACGUGGUUGCAUUGUGCCUAAUUACAGCCUGUCUAAAAUGUUAAUGGAUCCCAGCAAUGCAAUAUUCAUACUAGAGGAUUAUUAUAUUGCACAUACUUUGCAGUUAAUGUAGUUGGGCAAAAAGGCCCAAUAAUAGGAAACCAGCCUGCUGUUGGGUUGAGUUUUCUUGGCUUAUUGAUUGAGUUUUAAAGUUUAAUGCGAGGAGACAGUUCUAUAGUACAAAGUGUAUUUUAAGCAUCUAUUUAUUAAAGCUGAAUUGUGCUAGAACUCCUGUGCAAAAGUACACCUGACAGCUAAAUGAAUAGCAAAUUAUUUCCCGGCGUCUGUGCUAUUGUCUGAUGUUUCUGUGCAGCUGGUUCCUGCAUGUACUGCAGGUUAAAAGAAUCCUCAACCUUCUAUUUAAUACAACAAACUUUGUCAGAUGUUGUUAUUAUUUUUGCUGGAUGUCAUAGCCGAGUGUAAUGUAUGCAUAAAAAACCUCCCUGACUCCUUGAGCAGCCUAAAUCAGGUGGAAACAGGCUGCAGGAGUGAGGAAAAUUGGAGCAUGGGGGCUUUUAUUUAAUCUGGUUCAAACAGGCCGUAAUUAGAGGCAUUAAAAUGCUGGUGAAUCCAGUAAAACAUUAUUCACCAUCACUAAGGAUUCUGGCUAGUUCCUCUACAGAGUGGGGAGCAGGAGCUGGAUGGCAGGAUGCUCUGGACAGAGCAGGGGCUUGGAAUGCUGCUCAUGGUCCAUGAAAUGAUAGAUACCAUUGCCAUGGUGUUAACAGCCUGAGCACCCCACAGAGAAUUCUAGAAUCUCGGGGACCUCAAAAAUCAUCUGGUUUAACCUUUCUAGGCACAGCACCACCUAAAAGAUGUCCAACACUGGGGAAUCCACCACUUCCCUGGAGGGAGAAGGAGAGGAGAUAGCACCCUAAGCUUUGCAAGGAAAGAGUUAAACUAGAGUUAAGGAGAGGUUCCCAGCUGCGUGUCCUUAGCAGUAAUGAGCCCAGCUGGAACGAAUCACCAGGUCCUUUACCAUUUGGAGAGGUCCAGCAGGUGCCCAGGAUUGGCAGUGGGCCUGGCUUUAAAGGCUUGUUGAUAGCUGCAGCUCUGGGCGGAGGGUUUUUCUGCUUUGGAGUUUCUUGCUGGGAUGAUGUUCUCGAAAGAAGAAAUGCAGAUUCACUUGAGGCUUAUUCAGGAGCAGCUUGUAGUAGUGUUUCUCCUUUGGGCAAGAAAGAACCAUGUGAGGGACAUUGCUGGGGCACAGGACACACGUAGGGAGCACAAAGUUUGCCUUUCCCAGGAUGGAUCAGAGGAAGAACUGGCCUCGGGUACUGGACUCUGAUGGCUGGUCGGUGGCUUUGUUCUGUCUCUUCCUGGCAUCUCUCUCCCGAAACGUGUCCAGCAAUGCCUUGUUCAGCACUUUCCACUCUGAGAACCGGGACUGGACGUUCAACCACCUAACAGUCCACCAGGGCACUGGAGCAGUCUACGUUGGAGCUAUCAACAGGGUUUACAAGCUUUCCGGUAACCUGACCAUUUUAGUAGCUCAUAAAACUGGUCCUGAGGAGGACAAUAAAUCCUGCUACCCCCCCCUCAUCGUCCAGCCAUGCAGCGAGAUCCUCACCCUCACCAACAACGUCAACAAGCUGCUCAUCAUUGACUACUCUGAGAACCGGCUGCUGGCUUGCGGCAGCCUCUACCAGGGGGUCUGCAAGCUGCUGCGCCUGGAUGACCUCUUCAUCUUGGUGGAGCCCUCCCACAAAAAGGAGCACUACCUCUCCAGCGUCAACAAGACGGGCACCAUGUAUGGUGUGAUUGUGCGCUCGGAGGGUGAAGAUGGGAAGCUCUUCAUCGGCACGGCGGUGGAUGGGAAGCAGGAUUAUUUCCCCACCCUCUCCAGCCGCAAACUUCCCCGGGACCCGGAGUCGUCGGCAAUGUUGGAUUAUGAGCUCCACAGUGACUUUGUCUCAUCCCUCAUCAAAAUCCCCUCAGAUACCUUGGCCCUUGUUUCGCACUUUGACAUCUUCUACAUCUAUGGUUUUGCCAGUGGCAACUUUGUCUAUUUUCUGACUGUCCAACCCGAGACCCCAGAGGGUGUCUCCAUCAACUCCGCCAGCGACCUCUUUUACACAUCUCGCAUUGUCCGUCUCUGCAAAGACGACCCCAAGUUCCACUCCUAUGUCUCUCUGCCCUUUGGCUGCACCAAGGGAGACAUGGAGUACCGCCUCCUGCAAGCAGCGUACCUCUCCAAGCCAGGGGAUGUGCUGGCCAGGUCCCUCAACAUCACAGCACAGGAGGAUGUCCUCUUUGCCAUUUUCUCCAAGGGCCAGAAGCAGUACCACCAGCCGCCCGACGACUCUGCGCUCUGCGUCUUCCCCAUCCGCACCAUCAACGCUCAGAUCAAGGACCGCCUCCAGUCCUGCUACCAAGGGGAAGGCAAUCUGGAGCUCAACUGGCUGCUGGGGAAGGAUGUCCAGUGCACUAAAGCGCCAGUCCCCAUCGAUGACAACUUCUGUGGGCUCGACAUCAACCAGCCCCUGGGAGGCUCCACGCCCGUGGAUGGAGUCACGCUCUUCACCUCCAGCCGGGACCGGAUGACUUCUGUUGCUUCCUAUGUCUACAAUGGGUACAGCGUGGUGUUCGUGGGGACUAAGACUGGCAAGCUGAAGAAGAUCCGAGCAGAUGGUCCUCCCCAUGGUGGGAUUCAGUAUGAGAUGGUGACAGUUUUCAAGGACGGGAGCCCGGUCCUUCGAGACAUGGCCUUCUCCAUCGAUCAGAAGUAUCUGUACAUCAUGUCAGAGCGACAGGUGUCCCGGGUGCCUGUGGAGUCCUGUGAGCAGUACACGACCUGUGGGGAAUGCCUGAGCUCCGGAGACCCACACUGCGGCUGGUGCACGCUCCACCACAUGUGCUCCCCGAGGGAUAGCUGCGAGCGAGCAGACGAGCCGUACCGAUUUGCAGGCAGCAUCAGCCAGUGCAUGACCGUCACCGUGCAGCCCAGCAGCAUCUCUGUCUCCGAGCACAGCCUGCCGCUCAGCCUGCUCGUGAGUGAUGCUCCGGACCUGUCAGCUGGGGUCACCUGCCUCUUUGGAAACCUGACAGAGGUGGAAGGGCAGGUUUCGGGCAGCCGAGUGGUGUGUGUUUCACCAGCAGCAAAAGAUGUUCCUGCCAUACCCGUGGAGCAAGACUGGUUCGGCGUGGUGCUGCAGCUGAAGUCGCGGGAGACCGGGAGGAUGUUUGUCAGCACGGAGUUCAAGUUCUACAACUGCAGUGCCCACCAGCUGUGCCUGUCUUGUGUGAACAGUGAUUUCCGCUGCCACUGGUGCAAAUACCGGAACCUCUGCACCCACGACCCCACCACGUGCUCCUUUCAGGAGGGUCGGAUCAAUGUCUCUGAGGACUGUCCCCAGCUCUUCCCCACAGAGGAGAUCCUGAUCCCAGUGGGAGAGGUGAAACCCAUCACGCUGAAGGCAAGAAACCUGCCCCAGCCCCAGUCUGGCCAGCGUGGGUACGAGUGUGUCCUCAGCAUCCAAGGUGUGAUCCACCGCGUGCCUGCCCUGCGCUUCAACAGCUCCAGUGUCCAGUGCCAGAACAGCUCGUAUCUCUAUGAUGGGAUGGACAUCAGCAACUUAGCAGUGGACUUUGCUGUGGUUUGGAAUGGGAACUUUGUUAUUGACAACCCGGAGAAUCUGAAAGUGCACCUCUACAAGUGCGCAGCCCAGCGCGAGAGCUGCGGGCUCUGCCUCAAAGCCGACCCCAAGUUCGAGUGCGGCUGGUGCAGCGGCGAGGCCAAGUGCACGCUGCGGCCGCACUGCAGCGCGCCCUCUGCACAGCCCUGGCUCGACUGGUCCAGCAGGAACGUCAAGUGCUCCAACCCUCGCAUCACCGAGAUCCUGACGGUCUCGGGCCCCCCAGAAGGAGGGACGAGGGUGACCAUCCGUGGUGUGAACCUGGGCCUGGACUUCUCAGAGAUCGCCCGUGGGGUGCAGGUGGCCGGGGUGCAGUGCACGCCGCUGCCCGAGCACUACAUCGUCGCCGAACAGAUCGUCUGUGAAAUGGGGCAGGCUCUUCCAGGGAUCAGCUCCGGCCCAGUGCUCCUGUGCAUCGGAGAGUGCAAACCAGAGUUCACAGCCAAGUCCACGCAGCAGUACAUGUUUGUGACUCCAGCAGUGAGUUUCCUGAAUCCAAGUCGUGGUCCAGAGUCGGGAGGGACAAUGGUGACCAUCUCCGGGCACUACCUGGGAGCCGGCAGCCGCGUGUCAGUGCUCCUGGGGAACCAGACCUGCGAAUUCUACGGGCGAUCCAUGAACGAGAUCGUCUGCGUGUCAGCUCCAUCAGCCCAUGGCCUGGGGGCUGUUCAUGUCUCUGUCAGCGUGGACCGGGCUCAGCUGGAGAGGACUUUGCUGUUUGAGUACAUUGACGAUCCAAAGGUGCAGCACAUUGAACCUGAGUGGAGCAUUGCCAGCGGACACACACCUCUGACUGUUACCGGCUCCAACCUGGAUGUGAUCCAAGAGCCAAGGAUCCGCGUCAAGUACAAUGGGAAGGAGUUUGUCAACGUCUGCAAGGUGGUGAACGCUACAGCGCUGUCCUGCCUGGCUCCCCCCCUCACCUCCGAGUAUCGGCCCGGCCUGGAUGCUGUGGAGCGGCCAGAUGAGUUUGGGUUUAUCUUUAACAAUGUGCAGUCCCUCCUGGUCUACAACGACACCAAGUUCAUCUACUACCCCAACCCAACGUUUGAACUGCUGAGCCCAACCGGGGUGCUGGAGCAGAAGCCAGGGUCACCCAUCAUCAUGAAGGGCAGAAACCUGUGCCCACCCGCUCCUGGAGGAGCAAAGCUCAACUACACCGUGCUCAUCGGAGAGACACCCUGUGCUGUCACUGUCUCUGAGACCCAGCUGCUGUGUGAGCCACCCAAUCUCACCGGACAGCACAAAGUGAUGGUGCGUGUUGGUGGUAUCAUCUUCUCCCCUGGCUCGGUGAGCAUCAUCUCAGACAGCCUCCUGACCCUGCCAGCCAUCGUCAGCAUCGCAGCUGGAGGCAGCCUGCUCCUCAUCAUCGUCAUCAUCGUCCUCAUUGCCUACAAGCGCAAGUCCCGAGAGAACGACCUGACACUGAAGAGGCUGCAGAUGCAGAUGGACAACCUGGAGUCCCGAGUGGCCCUGGAGUGCAAGGAAGCUUUUGCAGAGCUGCAGACGGAUAUCAAUGAAUUGACCAGUGACCUGGAUCGCUCUGGGAUCCCAUACCUUGACUACCGGACCUAUGCCAUGAGGGUCCUUUUCCCUGGCAUUGAGGACCAUCCUGUCCUGCGGGAGCUGGAGGUCCAAGGGAACGGGCAGCAGAGCGUGGAGAAGGCCUUGAAGCUAUUUGCGCAGCUGAUUAACAACAAAGUCUUCCUGCUGACCUUCAUCCGAACGCUGGAGCUGCAGCGCAGCUUCUCCAUGCGUGAUCGUGGCAACGUGGCCUCACUCAUCAUGACAGGGCUGCAGGGCAAGCUGGAGUAUGCCACUGAUGUGCUGAAGCAGCUGCUCUCCGAUCUCAUUGAGAAGAACCUGGAGAACAAGAACCAUCCCAAACUGCUCCUGCGCAGGUAGGGCAAGUGACGGGUCUUAGGGCAGUCACUGUGCUUUCCAUAAGGUUGCAUGGACACACUGCUGGUGGCAUCUGGGG
This is a messenger RNA of Pezoporus flaviventris, 6229 nucleotides long. Its product is annotated as plexin-A2. Gene Ontology annotation, cellular component: semaphorin receptor complex. Gene Ontology annotation, molecular function: semaphorin receptor activity; protein binding. Gene Ontology annotation, biological process: regulation of cell shape; semaphorin-plexin signaling pathway involved in axon guidance; positive regulation of axonogenesis. The transcript has 25 exons. The record is from RefSeq and is a predicted model, not a curated record. Lineage: Eukaryota; Metazoa; Chordata; Aves; Psittaciformes; Psittacidae. The coding region runs from base 1861 to 6153 and encodes 1430 amino acids.